Molecule: messenger RNA, 1364 nt
Organism: Drosophila miranda
Lineage: Eukaryota; Metazoa; Arthropoda; Insecta; Diptera; Drosophilidae
Gene: Ctns
Product: cystinosin homolog
Exons: 8
Coding region: 48-1217 (389 amino acids)
Biological process (GO): L-cystine transport
Cellular component (GO): lysosomal membrane
Molecular function (GO): L-cystine transmembrane transporter activity
Source: RefSeq, a predicted model, not a curated record
AUCUAAGAUUUCGAGAGUACUUCAACUUCAGAAGAACCAGAAUUAGAAUGAAUACCUUUUUACUGGCCCUGCUCUUCUGGGCAACAGUUGCCCUGGGAAAUGGACAAACCAGUCGGGGCCUAACAGUCGACUCCCAUGACAUCACCGUUCUGUUGAACACCAACGAGAGCUUCAUCGUCUUUGCCAAGGAAGAUCUAACAGAGCCUGUGAGUGUGAGGCUACUAAAAGAGCAUGACGAUCAUUUGAGCUUGGAUCCUGAGUCAUUCACAUAUCCAGCGGGAGCUACGGGCAACCAGACGGUGGUGAUAACAGGCCUAAGGGCUGGCUAUGUGGCUGUCACAGCCGUCGACGGUUCCAAUGAACUCAUCGAAGAUGUCUAUCUGCGUGUCACCGUGGCCGUGUCGAAGGGCCUCAUCUACACCUCGAUUGUGUUCGGUUGGGUGUACUUUGUGGCCUGGUCGGUUUCUUUCUAUCCCCAAAUUUGGAUCAACUUCCGUCGCAAGUCUGUGGAGGGCCUGAACUUUGACUUUGUCAUCCUUAACAUUGUGGGCUUCACAUUGUACAGCAUGUUCAAUUGCGGCCUGUACUUCUUUGACACCAUGCAGGACGAAUAUGAAAGCCGACAUCCGCGUGGCCUCAAUCCGGUCAUGUUGAACGAUGUCGUCUUCUCGCUGCAUGCCAUGUUUGCCACCAUCAUAACGAUUGUUCAAUGCUGCAUCUAUGAGCGUGCCGGUCAAAGGGUCUCGUGGACAGCCUAUUCCUUAUUGAGUGUCUUUGGUGUGGUCGUGGUCGUAUCGGCCUCUCUGGCCGCAGCCUCUGUCAUCCACUGGCUGGACUUUCUGUACUACUGCAGUUAUGUGAAGCUGGCCAUUACCAUCAUUAAAUAUGUACCGCAGGCUCUGAUGAACUACCGCAGGAAGAGCACAGCGGGCUGGAGCAUUGGAAAUAUCCUACUGGACUUCACGGGCGGCACGCUGAGUAUGCUCCAAAUGAUUCUGAAUGGCUUUAACUACGACGAUUGGGCCUCCAUAUUUGGGGAUCCUACCAAGUUUGGCCUAGGCCUCUUCUCGGUCCUCUUCGAUGUGUUCUUCAUGCUGCAGCACUAUGUGUUCUAUAGGCACUCGAGAGAGUCCUCAAACUCUGACCUCACCACCGUAACAGAAGCCCCAAAUCAAACACCAAUCGAGCCUAGACACGAGACUUCCGAGAAAUAUUAGUAGAGCUUUAAUCUGUCUGUGUGCUGUAGUAGUACUAGUAGUAGUUGUAGUAGAUUUGUGUGCCUAUUUAUAUUAUUUAAUUUGUAUAUUUUCGAAUUUGUAAAUACAUAUGUAUAUGCUUUAGCUCCUCAUAUACUCAUACAACAA